AUGUCGAUACAUGGUCUCGAGGUAAAAAUCUUCCUUCCUCGCAACAUACAGCUUGCUAUAGAAUGGCGUAGUUUGAACCUUCGUCUCGGGCAUGCGAUGGUGGAUGAGAGGGGUGAACGGGAGCCCGUGACGAUGGAAGGAAGGGAGAGAUCGGUAACCGGCGUGCGUGGGGGAUGUUGUCUGCACACGCAUUGCCAUCUCAAUGAUGCCGUACCCCUGCUCGCCGGACGUCAAUACAUAGCGUUGAGGCAGAAAGCUUCCUUCCCUCACGGCGUACAGCUUGUUUCCCCAUACAAGACGUCACGCACGGGAUGGUGGAUGAGAGGAGUGGUUGCGCACGUGCGAGGGAAAGAGGGUUCGGCGAUCGUCUUCCUCGGCGUCGACAUCACGCUCGCCGGAAGACGAUACAUCGUCUUGGGCCAAAAUUCGGCAUCCUACACGCUGGCAUCUCCUUCCCAGGACGACCCCUCGGCAGAUAACUUUGUUCCUUGCCCAGUGAGAGCUUCUCAGAUAUCGAUAACGAGACCGGAGAAGGGAGCAAUGGCCGUCGUGCGGGGGUGUAAGGGAUAUGAAGAUGGAAGCAGGGAAAGGACACGAUCAGAGAUCUGCGCACAUCCUCUCCUGCAAAACCAUCCCCGUGAGGUCGACGGGGGCCGAGAGGAUCGGCGGGGGAGUCAAUGA
Messenger RNA from Desarmillaria tabescens, 681 nucleotides. RefSeq lists its product as uncharacterized. The transcript has 3 exons. NCBI's taxonomy places the organism in Eukaryota, Fungi, Basidiomycota, Agaricomycetes, Agaricales, Physalacriaceae. The coding region runs from base 1 to 681 and encodes 226 amino acids. The record is from RefSeq and is a predicted model, not a curated record.